Messenger RNA from Penicillium psychrosexuale, 300 nucleotides. RefSeq lists its product as uncharacterized. Bases 1 to 300 code for a protein of 99 amino acids. Lineage: Eukaryota; Fungi; Ascomycota; Eurotiomycetes; Eurotiales; Aspergillaceae. The record is from RefSeq and is a predicted model, not a curated record. The transcript has a single exon.
AUGAAGUAUUUGACGCCACGUCCUGCUCAUACCGAGAUCGAGCACUUCCUUCUCAUCGAGGACUACUCGGAAGCUGCCACCGACUACACCAUUUUCCAACAGGCUCAGAUGUCUCGCAUGAAUGCUCCCUACAACAAGCAGAACCAGGAAUUGGCCAAUGAAUUCCUCCCUCACUUUCGUGAAACCUAUAACGUUCGGUCCCGUUGGGAACAAAGCGAGUUCUCGGAAUGCUACCUACACCCUAGAGAAAUUCCCGAAACUGCCUCAGUUCCUGGCCAUCCAGGAGUGCCAGGAUCCUGA